Messenger RNA from Cryptomeria japonica (Japanese cedar), 2236 nucleotides. Its product is annotated as protein MANNAN SYNTHESIS-RELATED 1. Lineage: Eukaryota; Viridiplantae; Streptophyta; Pinopsida; Cupressales; Cupressaceae. The transcript is spliced from 6 exons. The record is from RefSeq and is a predicted model, not a curated record. The coding region runs from base 670 to 1953 and encodes 427 amino acids.
GGAAGGGAACAUUAAACGGGGAUUCCUUCUCAUUAUGCUCAAUUGCCCAUGAGCCAAUUUACUACUACCUUGCACAGUACCCGUUGUGAACAGAUUUAAAUAAUUUCUCAUUAAUAAGCUGAAUACAAAAUUGUGCGGGGUUACUCCCACUAACCAGCUGUUCCACAUGGGUCUCUGUCUUUACAAGACAGUUUCAAAUAGGACAAGCAGGAAGCUAAUAGAUAAAUAAAAUAGGUGGGCAAUUAAUGGCAUUCUGUGAAUUGAGAAUGGGGAAGAAGUAAUGUACCUACAUAUAAAGAUGAAUGAGAGGGGAGGCGAGGAAGAUGAGCUGUCACUGUUGUUAGAAGGUAGUUUGUCAAUCAUUAAAGCUGAUAUUCAAGCAGGUGAGCAAUUUCUGGAAAGGUGGCCAGUGGAAGUGGUUGGGGAGGAAAGAUCGAUUGGGCAUCUAGAUCCACAGAAAGAUUAAAUCUUGGCUGGUUUUCCCGUGGGUUUUACUUCCUUAUAUAGGCUGCAUCAGUUGCACAAGUUUUAAGGACUGUGUCAAGUAUCAUUUCCCAGAUCCAGAGUGUAUGUAGUUCUGCUAUGCUUGUCCGAGGUUUUCCUAGGAGUUAAUAAGCCUAGCAGAACACAUAAUUUUGCUUGUGGAUUUUGACAUUUUGUAUCUGCAAAAUGGCUAUUGAUGUAAGGCAAAUUGGGGGAGCUUUCCUUACACUGUCUAUGUUUGCAAUGCUGGGGAACAUGAUUAGAAAGGACCACUUCAGUGAUAACACUCCUGCUCUUGAGGUUAGCUCUUCAAAUGCAUCAAAUCCUUUACAAGAUGCGCGGUAUGCUACAAAUAAGCUUCUUGCAAAGGGAAAAGAACCUGAAAAUCUGUGGGGAUUAUCCGCACCAGCAUUGAAGCCUUGCUGGGAAGAUAAAAUUACAGAAAGCAUGGAGAAGAACAACGGCUUUGUUUCCUUUACAUUGUCAAAUGGUCCUUCUUAUCAUCUCUCACAGGUUGCAGAUGCAGUGGUGGUUGCUAAGUAUUUAGGAGCAACCUUGAUACUUCCACAGAUAAAAGAAAGUUCAGAGGAUGAAAACAGUAAAUUUGAGCAAAUUUAUGAUGCUGAUAAGUUUAUCGACAGUCUCAGUGGUGUGGUUAAAGUGGCAAGGCAAUUACCUAAUAAUAAGAUAGCCAGAAAAACUGUUAUUGUGAGGAUUCCACACAGGGUCACCGAACAAUAUAUUUCAGAAAAUGUUGAACCAUUAUUUAGAAAGAAACGCAGCAUCAUGCUCAGUAUUGUCUUUCCAUCAAUAGAUAUGAAAAUCAAGCAAGGGUCAAACUCUGAAAUGGAAUCUAUCCGCUGCCUUGGCAUGUAUGGCGCACUAGAAUUUCGCCCAGAGAUUCGGAUGGUGGGAGAUAAAAUGCUAAAGAAAUUACGUGAUGCAGAAGAUGGAUCGUCUAGGCAUUUUGUUGCAGUAGAUUUAAGAAUGGACAUUUUGCUCCACAGGGGCUGUGAAAAUGCUGAUGGGAGUCUCAAAUCGGGAACCAAAAAAUGUUUUGGAGCACAAGAUGUUGGCAUUUUUUUGAGAAAAAUUGGGUUCCAAGAAGACACCCCGCUCUAUUUGACAGAGUCAACAUGGCAUGAAAACCUCAAUUCUCUUAAAGAUAUAUUUCCAAAUGUCUAUACCAAGGAAACUAGUAUGCCUUCUGAUGAAAAGAUGAAGCUUUUUCAUUCAGGAAAAACAGAAUUUGAAAGAGCGCUUGAUUUUUACAUUUGUUCACAAAGUGACGUCUUUGUGCCUGCAAUUUCUGGUAUGUUUUAUGCAAAUGUUGCUGGACAGAGGAUAGCAGCAGGGCGAACACAAAUACUUGUACCCACAACCAGACAAAGUUCUACUGAUAUGUUGUCAGAUUCCAUUUCACGUUAUAUAAUUGACAAAAAUCAUAUAGCCUAUUCAUGCUUCUGCUAAGAUUUGUCAUUUAAAUAGCCAUUAAAUUUUGAAGGACUAGCCAGAGCCAGAAUGCCAAAACAGAAAACCACCAAUUUGGGCUGCUUCUAGCGAUAAGAAGAUUGAGAAUUUACCUCCUGCAUUUCAGGACUUAUCCUAGAAAUUAUUUUUUUUAAUGUCAAAUAUGGAUUUCCAAGAAAAGAAAGCUUGGUGGGUGUGACCAUGCAGUAGAAAUUGUAAGUUACCAAUUGCUGAUUGCAAUAUUUUUUCAUUUAAUAAAUAGUGUUCUCGAGUUUCAUCCAAA